Messenger RNA from Triplophysa rosa, 1817 nucleotides. RefSeq names its product Smad nuclear interacting protein (gene snip1). Gene Ontology annotation, cellular component: nucleus. Gene Ontology annotation, biological process: miRNA processing. The transcript has 4 exons. The record is from RefSeq and is a predicted model, not a curated record. Gene Ontology annotation, molecular function: protein binding; mRNA binding. Bases 113 to 1231 code for a protein of 372 amino acids. NCBI's taxonomy places the organism in Eukaryota, Metazoa, Chordata, Actinopteri, Cypriniformes, Nemacheilidae.
GCUACAAACCGGAAGUCCCCAUGGAAGUUUGGUAAAUGUGGCUUGAAUGCGCUCCCGUUUGUUAUGAACGACUUUUAUUUUUCAAGAAGUUUCUAGGUAAGCUCGUUUCGUAAUGGAUAACAAGAGACGACACAGAGAAUCUCCUGCCCGGGAUGUGAAGAUAAAAGUCAAGGAGGAAAAAGAGAGCCCCGUGCGGCCUCAGCGGUCACGCCGAUCCUCUUCAGGAUCCAGCCGCGGCAGCAGCAGCCCUCCACCGAGAAGACGAGACAGCAGAUCACCGGUUAGAAGAAAGGACAGAUCCCCAGCGAGAAGAGACCGUUCAUCAGGCAGACAGCAGGAGAGGUCACCUCGACCCCGGAGGAGCAGAAGCCCACAUCGGGGAACUGACGUUAGGAUAAAGCGGGAACAAGAGGAUCACAGAGCAGCCGAAACCCAUAGACAUCGUGAGAGAAGGGAUGAUUCAAAUGACCGCAGGUUAAACAGAGAGGGCGAACGCCCCCGUCAAAGAGAGCGAGACCGAGAACAGGAGAGGCAUAGGGGAAGAGAAAGAGAUGCCCACAUACAGCAGCAACAGCAAGCUGAGAGGGAACAGCAUAAUGAACGCCGACGGGAGAAUCGCUUCAGACGAGAGGCUCACAGCGGCAGUGGGGAUGAAGCUGAGUUCGGUGGUCAACAGAAUAGUGAUUCCGCCCCUGCUGCUGAGAAGGAAAAGCCAAACUUUGAACUAUCUGGUGCCUUGGUGGAAGAUACCAAUACGUACAGGGGAGUGGUGAUCAAGUACAAUGAGCCCCCCGAGGCCCGCAUCCCUAAAAGAAGGUGGCGCUUGUACCCCUUUAAAAAUGAUGAGCCGCUGCCGGUCAUGUAUAUUCACAGGCAGAGUGCGUAUCUACUUGGACGACAGAGGAAAAUAGCAGACAUUCCUAUCGACCACCCUUCUUGUUCAAAACAGCAUGCUGUUUUUCAGUACAGAUUGGUGGAGUUCACACGAGAAGAUGGCACCGCAGGCAGGAGAGUGAAGCCGUACAUCAUUGAUCUGGGUUCCGGUAAUGGCACCUACCUGAACAAUCAGCGAAUAGAUCCCCAGCGUUACUAUGAGCUCAAAGAGAAGGACGUGGUGAAAUUUGGCUUCAGCAGUAGAGAGUAUGUGCUCCUUCAUGAGUUCUCUGACACAGCUGAGGUUGAUGCCAAGAGAGGGGAAGAGGAUGAGGAAGACGAAGGCCUUGAUGAGUAGUACCUGCCCAAAGUUUUCUCCUGGAAUUUUCAAAAUAAUAUUCCCUGUAGGAUCAGGUUGGGCAUGAAUUGCUCAGUGAUUCAUCAUUUCUAUUUGGACAAUGAAACAAUGAUGCUUCAGCCUGCCCUGUGUCUGUAUAACUCUGUUCUCAGGUGGAUAGCUUUUGUAUCGUGUCAGACAGUUGUUCUGUCACACUGCGUAAAGUGUUGCCCUGCAAAGCAAGUGCUCAAUGCCAGACCUAAUUACUAGGUUUCUUAAAAUAUAUAUUUUGGAUACUUUUGAGGUAGUGAAUAUUAUGUCCAGAUUUGGUUACUGUAAAUAUACUGGAUGUAUUAUGUGAGUGCUUGUUUUAUGAGUUUUAGUUACUUUUUAACAUUAGUACUAUUUCUUUGUUAGUCACAUCACUUUACCAGCACUCACGAAGCAAGUAAUCGUUCUUGUGGUUGUUCAGAAAAAAGCAGACUAAAUUGCAAAUAUCAAUAUAUUGUUAGAUGUAAGAUGCCAUCUUUCUUUAGACAUUUUCUACCCUCAUGUAUGAUUUUUUGAUGUUUUGUAAUGUAAAAUAAAGAUCAUGAUCAGGUCAUAA